Planococcus citri (citrus mealybug) is the source of this 1581-nucleotide messenger RNA. RefSeq lists its product as uncharacterized. The transcript is spliced from 4 exons. NCBI's taxonomy places the organism in Eukaryota, Metazoa, Arthropoda, Insecta, Hemiptera, Pseudococcidae. The coding region runs from base 70 to 1581 and encodes 503 amino acids. The record is from RefSeq and is a predicted model, not a curated record.
CAUCUCCCCCUCGGCCCCCUCCGAGACAGGAAAAACAAAAACACUAAUGGUGGUAUUUUCAUAUUUUUCAUGCACAGGUUCCUAAUUUUCUGGCUCGAUGACCCAGACGAAUCACGAAUGCACUCAUUCGUCUUCCAAUUCUGGGAAUUCAAAUUAAUGAACAUCGCCAUCCUGAAGAAAAACCCAAACACAUCGUUCGAUAUCUACACCUACGAUCCUUACACCGAAUCAAACUGCAAUCGACCAGGACCCCUGGACUUACUGGAUACUUGGAACUCGACCCAUCGAUACUUUCGCCUCAACAGCGAUUUAUUUCCAUUGACCAAGAAGCUGAAAAACUUACACGGUUGCGAGUUGGUAUGCUUCGCGAAGACAAGGCCUCCCGAUGCAAUUGUCAAAGAAAUAGGUAAUAAUACCUGGGAGCUAGAUGGAAUAGGUGGCCAGCUUAUGGAAGAGGUGAGAAAACGAAUCAACUUUACGCCAGUGAUCCAGGUGCCCAAGUUGAACGUAUCGGUGGAUAAAUAUGGUUACGAUAUAUCCUACGGGUAUCCGGAGCUGAUCACCGAGUUGUUGAAUAAUUUCACCGUGGAUUUAGGGUUUGGGAUUUAUUCGCAUAUUAUUUACGAUAAUCCGAGAGUGGAAUUUUCCACGAUUGCUGUGUCCGAGUGUUAUGGAUGGGCUGUUCCUGCUCAUAGUGGUAGGUUUUAUUGCCAUCAAUUUGAAAUUAUUUACCUAUCUAAUCAGGCAAGCAGAAUAAUACCAGUCUGGAUGUAUUACACUAAUGAAUUCAGCUUCGUAGUCUGGAUUUUGAUCUUGCUAGUGUUCAGCAGCACAGUCGUCGUGUUCCAUCUCAUGAUCAAGAUAUACUUCGUAUCAUCUCCGGUUCUACAGACUAUAGAUUACGUAUUCUUAUACGUGAUCUCGCUCCAUCUAGGCAUUUCAGCAUCGCCCAAGAUUAAAUUCUUGAAAAUAAGGAUUUGGAUUUCAGCCAUCAUACUGUACUCGUUGAUCAUCUCGUCGGCUUACCAGUCCUCUCUGGGGAGCUUUUUAACUGUGCCUUGGCAACGUGAGAAUAUCAAGACAUUUCAGGAGAUUCUCUCGGCGAAUUAUAAUAUUAUAGGAGUUCCUCAAGGCAAACGAAUCUUGCAACGGUUUUCUGCCGAUAAUUACGUCCUGAAGACGUUAUCUAAUUAUUUUCAAGUUCAUCGCGAACAUUUCGAUUCGGUGGUUUUGCGGAUACAUCGGAAGAAGGAUACGGCUACUUUUGGAGCUCAGAGUUAUUUCAGAUUCGUACAAUUUUACAUCAGCAACGAACUGAACGGCAGCAAUCGAGAUGACAUCUACUUGCUGCCUAAAUGCGUUAUUCAAGCACACGCCUCACCAUUUCUGCAUAAAAAAGGAUCACCUUUCAUUAAGCCGAUUGAUAACAUUAUAUCAUCAGCUGUUGAAUCCGGUUUGACGAAUUUUUGGUUCAAGUAUUCCACUCCCAAGAUUAUCAGAACUCUUGCGGAGAUAUUUCCACUAAGUCUUCAACAACUGAAAUUGGCAUUCGCUAUACUGGUCGUUGAACUAUCAAAAUAA